This is a messenger RNA of Poeciliopsis prolifica (blackstripe livebearer), 5149 nucleotides long. It is a transcript of the gene cnot6l, whose product is annotated as CCR4-NOT transcription complex, subunit 6-like. Lineage: Eukaryota; Metazoa; Chordata; Actinopteri; Cyprinodontiformes; Poeciliidae. Gene Ontology annotation, cellular component: nucleus; CCR4-NOT complex; cytoplasm. Gene Ontology annotation, molecular function: protein binding; poly(A)-specific ribonuclease activity. The record is from RefSeq and is a predicted model, not a curated record. Gene Ontology annotation, biological process: nuclear-transcribed mRNA poly(A) tail shortening. The transcript is spliced from 12 exons. Bases 100 to 1758 code for a protein of 552 amino acids.
GUUCAGGGGUCUACACGGGUUCCAGAGGCGCGUCUGCAUGUCGCUGCUAAUUCCCCUCAUAAACCGUCUUCUACCGCCCCCGAAUGAAGAUUAACAGGUAUGCCAAAGGAAAAAUAUGAUCCUCCAGAUCCCCGCAGAUGUUACACCAUCAUGUCAGCUGAGGAGGCGGCCAAUGGGAAGAAGUCUCACUGGAACGAGCUGGAGAUAACCGGACGAGUCAGGAGUCUGAGCAGCUCGUUAUGGACCCUCACGCACCUGACGGCGCUGCACAUCAAUGAUAACAACCUGACCCGCAUCCCGCCGGACAUCGCCAAGCUGCCCAACCUGGUCUACCUGAACCUGUCGUCCAAUAAGCUGCGCAGUCUGCCCGCCGAACUGGGCAACAUGGUCUCUCUCAGGGAAUUGCUUUUAAACAACAAUCUUUUACGAGUCCUGCCUUACGAACUCGGCCGGCUUUUCCAACUUCAAACUCUGGGACUAAAAGGAAAUCCGUUAUCGCAGGACAUCCUGAAUCUGUACCAGGAGCCCGACGGAACCAGAAAGCUUUUGAACUAUAUGCUCGACAAUCUGGCAGUUCACCCAGAGCAGCUCCCCCAAAGACCGUGGAUCACUCUGAAAGAGCGAGACCUGAUGAGCCCAACAGCUGCGUUCACAGUCAUGUGCUACAACGUGCUGUGCGACAAAUAUGCCACGCGGCAGCUGUACGGCUACUGUCCGUCCUGGGCGCUGAACUGGGAGUACCGGAAGAAAGGCAUCAUGGAGGAAAUCACCGGCUGUGACGCCGACAUCAUCAGCCUGCAGGAAGUGGAGACCGAGCAGUACUACACCCUGUUCCUGGAAACACUAAAGGACCGCGGCUACGACGGCUACUUCUGCCCCAAAUCCCGCGCCAAGCUGGUUUCUGAGCAGGAAAGGAAACACGUCGACGGCUGCGCCGUUUUCUUCAAGACCGAGAAGUUCACUCUGGUCCAGAAACACACCGUGGAGUUCAAUCAGGUGGCUAUGGCCAACUCUGAGGGGUCAGAGGUCAUGCUGAACAGAGUGAUGACCAAAGACAACAUCGGCGUGGCGGUUCUGCUGGAGGUUAAUAAGAGCAUGUUCUCCAGUGGCAUGAAGCCUCAGGAGAGGCAGCUCCUUCUUGUGGCCAACGCUCACAUGCAUUGGGACCCGGAGUACUCGGACGUCAAGCUGAUCCAAACCAUGAUGUUUCUGUCGGAGCUGAAGAGCAUUGCCGAGAGAGCCUCGGGUGCCAUGACGACGGACUUCCCGACCUCUGACCCGUCAUCCAUCCCCAUCGUCCUGUGUGCUGACCUCAACUCGCUGCCCGACUCUGGCGUGGUAGAGUACCUGAGCAACGGCGGGGUGGCUGAAAACCACAAGGACUUCAAGGAGCUGCGCUACAACGAGUGUCUCACCAACUUCAGCUGCAACGGCAAGAACGGCAACUCGGACGGCAGCAUCACACACAGCUUCCAGCUGAAGAGCGCGUACGACAGCAACCUGAUGCCUUACACCAACUACACAUACGACUUCAAGGGUGUCAUCGACUACAUCUUCUUCUCCAAGACACACAUGAGCGCCGUGGGCAUCCUGGGCCCGCUGGACAGCCAGUGGCUGGUGGACAACAACAUCACCGGCUGCCCCCACCCCCACAUCCCCUCGGACCACUUCUCCCUGCUGGCCCAGCUGGAACUGCACCCCCCUGCUCCCCACGCGCUCAACCCCCUGAACGGCCUGCACUUGCCGGUCCACAGGUAGUGCAGCCUGGGAAAGCCCCGCCCCACCCCGCCCACACCUCUAACCUCACCCCUCAGCUUUUAAACACUGCCCCCCCUCCCAGCUUUAUACAGGACCCUGUGCAGCCCACCAUCAGACUCGAACAGGAGGAGUGAAGUAUUUGCCCGUUUGUUGCUCCUUUUUGUACCUUUUGUGUUAUGUUGAUUAAUUUCCUCCCUUUAAAACGAAGCUUGAUACCAAAAAUUGGGGACGAAGCUGCUGAAGUGACCCGGCUUAGAUGAGAUCAUGACGGCUCGUUGAUUCUGUUUUAAGAUAAAUUUAACACGAAACGUGACGAGAGACGAGAUGACUUCUGUCCCAGUUUGUUUUUCAUACAUUUAAGAAAUAAACUUUUAAGUCACAGAUUAAUAGUAAUGAUAUAAGAUAAUACAAGGCAUAUUUGGGCUGUUAUAGGUGGGUGUUAAAAUAGAAUUUCUGAGAAAAAAAUAAGAAAUUCUGAGAUUAAUUUCAGAAUUUUACUAGAAGAAAACUUGGAAAUUUCUUAAUAUUUUUUUAGUAAAUAAUUGACUUUUCAAACUGAGAAGUUUCAGCUUUUUUUCUAGAAAAUUUCUGAGAUAAAUUUCAACAUUUUUUAGAUUUAUCUUGCAAAUUUCCACACUCAGAAAUUUCCAAGUUCUUUUUCUAGAAGAGAUUAAUGUAAGAAUUUGAGUUAGUUUUUUGUUGUUGUUGCAAUUUUUCAACUUUUCUAACCCAGAAAUUUUCAUGGUUGUUUUUGUAAAAGAAAAAAAAUCUGAUUUUAUUCUAAGAAUUUCUGCUUUAUUUUCUCAGACAUUUUCAAAUUUUUCAAAAUUUUGAGACUAAACUCAGAAUUUCUGAGUUUUUUCUCACAAAUGUACUUUUUUUUCCUCUCUACUAUGGCCCUUAAAUGAUGUGGUGAAAUAUAUGUAUUUCUCACUACAAAAAGCUGAAUUUAUGAACGUUAUGAGGAAGUCAAACAUUUAUUGGUGUUUAUUUUUGAUUUUUUGUUGUUGUUUUUUGGUGCAUAUCUAAAAUUCACAAGCCACAAAAUGCCAAAAAAAUAUGUAAAUUAAUGAAAUCUGAAGAAUGAUCAGGAGAUUUUAAGAUUAAAAACAUUAAAACUUUGUUUUUAGAAGUAGUAUUUGAAAAAUGGGAGGCAGGAUUUAAAACCUCAGCACAUUUCCUGUCGCUAAUGCAUCAUUUUGGGGGGGAGGGCGGGCAGUCGCAUAAUCUGUAGUUUGUGUUAUGUUUUUUUCUUGAUACUUUUGAGAUUAUAAUCUUUGCUCUUUUUUGUCACACCAGCCAGUAAAUGAUGCCUCUUAAUAUAAACAAGCUGCUUUUUUCAUCUCAUCCGAUUAGAAGUAUUUAUUUUGAUAAUCUGGGAUUAUCCCUCACCUUUAUCAAUGACGCAUUCUUCACUUUUUGAGGCACCUCAGAGCUUUUUAACUUGUAAGAACAGCAGUUCUAGCCAAGUUCUCUCAUUUCUGCUUGAUUUGCUCAGUAUAUUUUAUACUCACAGAUGAUAUUUUUUCUCCUGAUGUUGUUUUAAAUGUUUCCCCGUCCCUGAUUGGCCAAAGAAUCGAAUGACAUACAAUCUGUCUUUACUGGGGUAGCUUAGCCGUGCCAGUCGAUGACUCCUACACAGAAUGUAUUUAGCUGCUUCUGAGGUUCAAAACUAAAAGCCCUUUAUGUAUGUUAGAGCUCAGUGUGCAGUACCUCUCACACUAAAAACUCUGAGUCACUUUCAAUAAAAAUACACAGAAAAAUGUUGUUUUGACAUUUCUGUAUAAGCACAGGCAAUGUUUGUUCUUGCACACGUACAUAAUGUUGUAUAAUUCCUACGUCUUUGUGCAUUUUUAAUAGAAAACAACUAUUGGGGCAGUUGUCCUUCUUUGCCAAAACAGCUGCCAUGGUGCAUAAAAAUGCUAUAAAAUUAGAGUUUGUGAUGUUUUUUUCCUCACGGAUAAGUUUGGGAUGCAAAGCAGAGUUUAGGGCAGACAAAACGGAAAACGUUGAAAAUCUUUACCAAUUUAAUUGGCUUUUAGAGUUCAGGUGUAUGAAAUUUAACAAAUAAUAGCCUGUAUUUAUUGUCACUCCAGAUAAGCCUGUAAAUAAAUUAAUCUCUUAUUGCAGCCGCAUAAUCUAUUCUACGAUAACUUUAGUAUGAAUACAAAUAUUUACAUUAGUUUAUAAAAAAAAAUAAAAAAUCAUUAUAAAGUAACCAGCAGAGGUUCCGACAAAAUAAAAUAAUUAAAUAAUUUUGGUUCAUAAAAUGUGUUUUCUAUUUUGAUUAAUUCUUUGUUUUCUGGGGAAUAAAUAUGACGUGACAUGAAGUCCUAUAAGUUUUAGCAAUGAAGCUCGGGGAGAAACCGAGAAAAAUAAAAAUAGACCAUUUAUUGAAGGAAGCAAAGAAACAUCUAAAACCAAAUUUUAAAAAAUUAUUGAGUUUUACCAGCUCAAUAAUAAACUAAACUUACAAAUUCUAAUUAAAAAUCUGUUUUAUACAUAGGUCAUCUUAGAAGAAAUUCACAGAUUUUACAGAAGUUAGCUACUUGUUUUUGGAGAAAGAUAAAGUCAAUUCUCUGCAGAAACAGCAGGAUUGUAGCCACAAUUAAAGUCAUGUUAGUUGCAUUUUGCCAUGUUUAAUUAAUCAAAAGCAGAUUUGGGGUCAGUAAAGUCUGCUUUUUAGUAGAAGUCACUGAAUAGAUGUGGUUCUAUUUACUAUGAGAGUGCAAAAUAUUUCCCUAAGUAAAAAUUGAAGAUUUCAUUUUUGAUUGAGUUAAAAACAUAUUUCCUGCUUAUGCUGCUGUAAUAAAAACAUGGAUCUACCAUAAGGUUGUCUUUAAGGAAUUAGAUUAAUCACUUAUUCCUACAACAAACGUGUAAAAGGAGAUGAAAUGUAAACUUUUUAAAUCAGGGAUGAAUGUUAAAAUGAUUGUUGAAGGCAGUUAAUGCGUCUGUGGUUCAUUUAACCCUUUGGACCAUGAUUUGAAGGUGAAAGGUCGUCGGCACAACCCCAGGACAGAUUGGGCCGCCAGCAGCAGCGGUUGAUGUUGAGGCCUAUACUUCACUCCUGAACAACUUCACCGGGAUUUUUGUACAAACAGCUUUACACGAUUUGACUCUUUGACAAUAAUAUGGGGGUGUCUUUCACAUUCUCACAUUAAAGGAGUGUUUUUUUCCUCCUCUCAAGUCAGAGAUGUACGUCAUGUUGCACAUUUUGUCUUUGUCGGGUUUCGCUUGGUGUUCCUGUACAGAACAAAUGUCUCUGGUUUUAUUUUUGAACUCUGUCUCUAACAUUGCAGACUUUCAGAUUGGAACUUUGUACGAUUCGGAAUAACCACGUUUUUCUCAGAAAAAAAAAACAACAACACAUAAAUGUUUUAGGUUUGAA